Molecule: messenger RNA, 3423 nt
Organism: Labrus bergylta (ballan wrasse)
Lineage: Eukaryota; Metazoa; Chordata; Actinopteri; Labriformes; Labridae
Source: RefSeq, a predicted model, not a curated record
AAUGAUUAUCAUACGUUAACACAUUUACACGGAAGUCGAACGUCCAUUUGAUCUUCUCUUCAAUUGUGGAGGCUUCUUUUCUUGUUGGGGAGAAAAAGGGAUCAGCAGCCUUCUCUCGCUUUAACACCUCAAGAGAAGAAACUCGGACACACACAGCAGCAUUACAGAAUGAUUAACACGAAGUACGGACACCUCGGUGACUUCAGGGCGUUGGUCGUCAUGCAACACUCUCUGCUCCUCUUUAUUUUGACAUAUUCUUGUGGAGGUCAUUCUCAGGUGAUUGGUUCGUCUCAGCCAAUAGUGGCAAUAGUUGGUGAUGAUGUAAUUUUGCCUUGUCAACUUGAGCCUGCUGUGGAUGCUCGUGAAAUGGCAGUGGAGUGGGCAAGACCUGACCUGAAGCCCAAGUAUGUCUUCUUAUGGCGAGACGGCACAGAGCUUCAACAGGACAAACAUCCGAUGUACAAGGGGAGAACAUCACUGUCUGAAGAAAAACUGAGGUGUGGAGACAUUUCACUGAAACUCACCGAGGUGAAACUCUCUGAUUCAGGAGCAUACAGAUGCAUUGUUCCUGCAACCAAAAAAGAAUAUGUAAUUAAGCUGACUGCAGGUUCUGUAUCUUUACCGACCAUGAGCAUUUCCAAAGCCAGCAGUGGAGUGGAUCUUCAAUGUAAAUCUGAAGGCUGGUAUCCAGAGCCUGAGGUGUUGUGGCUGGACGGUGAGGGAAACCUCCUCUCUGCUGGAUCUACAGAGAUCAUCAGAGGUCCCAAUGAUCUCUAUACUGUCAGCAGCAGAGUGACUGUGGAGAGGAGACACAACAACAUGUUCACCUGUAGAGUCACACAGAACAACAUCAACCAGACCAGAGAGACACUCAUACAUGUUUCAGAUGAGCUCUUCAUGGUCCAGUCUAGUUCUAUCGUCCGCAUCACCAUCUGUAUCAUUGUGUGCUUCGUGUCGAUCAUUGCAGUUGUUCUUGUUGUGAGGAAAUGUGGACAAAACAAGAAAAGCAAGAAGCACCAUGAGGGUGAGACUGACCUGGGAGAAAGAAAAAUGUUUGGACAUGACAUUGAACAUCAGCUUCUGUUGGAGAAAGAAGGAGACAGAGAUCAACCCAUGACUGGAAAUGAGAAGAUGAAGUUAUUAGAUAAUAUAAAGGCUAAACAAGAUGAGAAGUUAAAGAUGAAAGAGAAAGAACUGGAACAUGUACAACAGGUGAUUACAGCACUGACGGAGCAGAAGAAGGAUCUGAAGACACAGAGAGAGAAACUCAUCUCACUACAGCAGGGAGACAUGAUACUGAUAGAGAAGAACCUGAAGAUGCUGGAUGACACUUUUGCUUCAUUUAAAGACAGAAAGAAGAAUCUUGAAAAUACCAUAGAGUAUCUGGAGAACAGAAAGACAGUACAUGUUGAACUGUUAAAGAACAUAGAGAAACAGCUGGAGUCAACAGAUGCUUUGAUUAACACAAUGACUGAGAGGAAAGGGAAACUAGAGAAUGAUAAGGAAAAAAUUGAAAAGUACCUCAAAGAAACAGAGAGAAAGAGAGAAGAGCUUCAGAGAGAAGAGAUUCAGAGACAGAGAGAAGAGGUUCAGAAACAGGUUAGAGUACGCUUGGUUGAUUCAUUCUGGACUUUGACCCUGCAGCCUUCUCUCGCUUUAACACCUCAAGAGAAGAAACUCGGACACAAACAGCAGGUCUCCAGGAUGUGUCACAUGACUUUCUUCAUCACUUUCCUGCUUCUGCUACCACAAAGAUGUAAAGGUCUCCUUGAAGUAAUCGGUUCACCUCAACCAAUACUGGCAAUUGUUGGUGAUGACAUCAUUUUGCCAUGUCACCUAAGACCUGCCAUGGAUGUUGCUUCUAAGAUUGUGGAGUGGAUGAGACCAGACAUGAAACCAAGAUUUGUACAUGUGUGGUAUUCUGGUCAAGAUCUAGUACAUGCUCAACAUCCAUCCUAUAAGGGAAGAACAUCACUGUUUAUCAAUGAACUGAAGAAUGGAAAUGUUUCCCUGAAACUCUCCAAGGUGAGACUGUCUGAUAAGGGGAAAUACAGAUGCUUCCUUUCCUUGUCUGAUAUUCACUCUACUGUCGAGCUCGGCUUUGGUUCUGCGUCCUCACUGACCGUGAGCAUUUCCAAAGCCAGUAGUGGAGUGGAUCUUCAAUGUAAAUCUGAAGGCUGGUAUCCAGAGCCUGAGGUGUUGUGGCUGGACGGUGAGGGAAACCUCUUCUCUGCUGGAUCUACAGAGAUCAUCAGAGGUCCCAAUGAUCUCUAUACUGUCAGCAGCAGAGUGACUGUGGAGAGGAGACACAACAACAUGUUCACCUGUAGAGUCACACAGAACAAUAUCAACCAGACCAGAGAGACACACAUACAUGUUCCAGAUGAGCUCUUCAUGGUCCAGAUGGUCCAGUCUAGUUCUAUCAUCCGCAUCACCAUCUGUGUCAUUGUGUGCUUCAUGUCGAUCGUUGCAGUUGUUCUUGUUGUGAGGAAAUGUGGACAAAACAAGAAAAACAAGAAGCACCAUGAGGGUGAGACUGACCUGGGAGAAAGAAAAAUGUUCAGACAUGACAUUGAACAUCAGCUUCUGUUGGAGAAAGAAGGAGACGGAGAUCAACCCAUGACUGGAAAUAAGACGAUGAAGUUAUUAGAUAAUAUAAAGGCUAAACAAGAUGAAAAGUUAGAGGAGAAAGAGAAAGAACUGGAACUUGUACAACAGGCGAUUAAAACACUGACGAAGCAGAAGAAGGAUCUGAAGAUACAGAGAGAGAAACUCAUCUCACUACAGCAGGAAGACAUGGUACAGAUAGAGAAGAUCCUGAAGAAGCUGGACGAGAAGGCUACUGUAAAUGCAGAAAAAAAGAAGAAACAUGAAAAGACCAAAGAGGAUUUGAAAAAGAGAAAGACAGUACAUGAUGAACUGUUAAAUAACACAGAGACACAGCUGGAGUCAACAGAUGCUUUGAUUAAAACAAAGACUGAGAGGAAAGGGAAACUAGAGAAUGAUAAGGAACAAAUUGAAAAGAACCUCAAAGAAACAAAGAGGAAGAGAGAAGAGAUUCAGAAACAGAUUCAGAGAGAAGAGAUUCAGAGAAAGACAGAAGAGCUUCGGAGAAUGACAAAAGAGUUUCGGAGAAUGACAGAAGAGCUUCGGAGAAUGACAGAAGAGCUUCGGAGAAUGACAGAAGAGCUUCGGAGAAAGAAAGAAGAGCUUCGGAGAAUGACAGAAGAGCUUCAGAGAAAGACAGAAGAGCUUCAGAGAAAGACAGAAGAGCUUCAGAGAAUGACAGAAGAGCUUCGGAGAAUGACAAAAGAGCUUCGGAGAAAGAAAGAAGAGCUUCGGAGAAUGACAGAAGAGCAUCAGAGAAAGACAGAAGAGCUUCGGAGAAAGAAAGAAGAGCUUCAGAGAAAGAAAGAGGUUUAG